CUAGCACGAGAAUUCUCAAUUCAGUUUAACACGGGAAACUCGAAGUUGUAUUUAGUUGCAAGUGUUUGAACUACUUUUGAAACUCAAUCUCACUCUGAAAUAAUGCAUUUUAGUCGCUUUUGAAUUCUUAGUUUUAUUUUAGUUUCAAUUAUACAUAAUACAUAGUCAACAUGAAUAAUAUGGAUAUAUCAGAAUGUGUUAAGGAAUGGGAAGAUUUGAUUGUCGACUACAAACGAUUAGAGACUAUUAAUAAGGACUAUGCCACAAAACUUGAAGAAGUUGGUGAACUUCAAGCAUCAUGUUUAAAGGAGUUAAACCAUCAAAGAUAUCGAAUGUCUAUCAUGACAAAUGCACUUAAAAGAAUGGAGAAAAAAGCUACUAAAGAUGAACGAGUAGUUAACUUGGAAAAGGAAAUUAUGAAAAGGAAAGCCAUGUUGUAUGAGAUUGAGGCGACUCUUCCUAAACAGAACAGUCUAUAUCUCAAAGUAAUACUUGGCAAUGUCAAUGUAUCUAUUCUAAAUAAAAAUGAUAAAUUCAAAUACAAAGAUGAAUAUGAAAAGUUUAAGUUGAUCCUGAGUGCCAUCGCUUUUGUUUUAGCUAUUGCUAAUUUGUAUAUUGAUUUCAGGCCCUUACAACUGAUUCUUAUAUUCCUUCUGGUUUGGUACUACUGCACAUUGACAAUACGCGAGAGUAUACUUAAAGUGAAUGGCUCCCGGAUUAAAGGCUGGUGGCGGUUGCACCACUUUGUAUCAACUGUUGUCGCUGGCAUUCUCCUCAUUUGGCCCCAAAAUCAGUCAUGGGAAGAAUUCAAGCAUACAUUCAUGUGGUUUAUUGCAUAUAUUAGUGUUGUACAGUACAUGCAAUUUAGGUACCAAAGUGGUGUUUUGUAUCGGCUCAAAGCAUUAGGUGCAAGACAUAACAUGGAUAUAACAAUCGAAGGCUUUCAUUCUUGGAUGUGGCGUGGUUUAUCCUAUCUUCUACCAUUCCUCUUCGGAGGAUAUAUAUUCCAAUUGUACAUUGCAUAUACGCUGUAUCACUUGAGUUAUAACCCGGAUGCGACAUGGCAGGUAGCCGCGUUAAGUAUGUCCUUCCUGUUACUUGGUAUUGGAAACACCGUCACCACAUUCCUCGUGAUACCACAGAAGCUCAACGAACAGGUGACUUACUUAGCUGUUUUGUUCCUUUUGUUGCACUGCUGCAAUAUGUACACACUCCUCAACACGAUGUACAAGAAAAAUCAUUUGCGCGGAGCGUUGAAGUUGCGCUACAAAUUGCGAGCAAUUGCGUACCGGCUCUCUAAUGAAAUAGCAGUGUUGGAUCAGAAAUGGAGACAAAAUAAGUACGACGCGAAACAGGAAUGAAACAUUUCCAGUAAUGAGAUUUUUAUAUAAUUAUUCUUGAAAUAUCAUAGAUAUAUUCAUCUAUAUUUGUCUAAACAUAUUUUUCAUAUAUCUGAAGGACUUAUAAUAGCCAUAUUACUUUUAUGUAAAUAAAAAGGUGGUUAAAAAUAAAAUUACCUCGUUA
This is a messenger RNA of Pieris brassicae (large cabbage white), 1524 nucleotides long. RefSeq names its product transmembrane protein 120 homolog. The record is from RefSeq and is a predicted model, not a curated record. The coding region runs from base 171 to 1361 and encodes 396 amino acids. The transcript is spliced from 9 exons. Gene Ontology annotation, cellular component: membrane. NCBI's taxonomy places the organism in Eukaryota, Metazoa, Arthropoda, Insecta, Lepidoptera, Pieridae.